CUCUAAAUGACAGCUCCAAAAAAAAAUAAUAAACAUUCAACAACAAUAAACAUUGGAUGAUUGGACUGAACAAGAUUGAUCAACAUUGAUCAACAUGACUGAAGAACAAUCAAGUAUAUCUGUUGUUAUUUUUGUAGCAGCAGGUGUAUUAACGAUAAUAUUAUUAUUUAUAUUUGCAAAAAGACAAAUAAUGAGAUUUGCAUUGAGAUCAAGAAGAGGUCCUCACAUUGCAAUUGGUCAUGAUGCUAAAAAGUCAUUAAAAAAAGAAAUACAACGACGAAUUGAUGUUAUUCCAAGAAUUCAGUAUGAGCCACAAUUAAUAAGUGAUCCAAGAUAUAUUGUAGAACCAGGAAGUCAAGUUUUACCUCAUUAUUAUAGGCUUAAAGCUGUUGAUGAUAUUAAAACACUUGAAGCAGAAAUAACUAAAUAUGAUAAUUUUUUAAAACGUCACCCAAGUGAAAAUUUACGUGCAUAUUUAUUAAUGACAUUAGCAGCUCCAUUAAAUGGAAGUGGUCAACGUUUAAUACAUCAAUUUUGUGAUUUAUAUGAACAUGCGAGACAUGAUCCAACUGAAUUUAGUGAUGAAGAAUAUCAAGUUUAUUCACGUUUACAUAUGAAAUUAAUUGAUGCAGCAAGAUUACUAAAAUCAUAUCCAAGUAGUAGAAAAUCAAGUCCAAGUAGAACACCAAUUAAAAAAAAUAUUGAAACUAAAAGAAAUAUAUUAGAACCACGAAUGAGACCACCAACAGAUGAACAACAAGUACUUCAUGGUUGUCGUCCAAAUACAUUAACUGUUAUGGCAUUUGAUAAUACUGAAACAUCAGUCUAGCAUUAUGGAAAUCGUCACAUACAUCACAUGUGACGAGAUAAAAUUUAAUUGAAAGAGAAAAAAAAAAUUACAAUGAACACAUAUAUAUUUUUAUUUUUAUUAUAAAUCAAUUGGACCUUUUGUGGAAAAAUAUUUUGUCCAAUUGUCAUUUAAAUGUCGUUGAUUAUUCAAUGAUAUCAAUGAGUUGUGAUAGGCACUUUUGCAUGAAGUUGGUAGAGAACUGGUUCUCAUAAAAUGCAGCCAUUCCAUUGUCUAAAAAAAUGAGUAAAAAGAAAAAUAUAUUAAUAAUUAAAGUAUCUUCAUCACUAAUUAAAAAAAUGACUGAUAGUGAUAAAGAUAAAUUAAUAAGUAAGUAUAUUUUUGGUAUAUAAUAAAAUACCCGCUGCAUUGCAUCUUUCCAAUGUGGCAUUGUAGAAAGUAUUGAUAUUGCUUGAGGAUAUAAUGACACUCUUAUUUCAUGUGAAUUGACAAUUGAUAAAUUAUUUGACAAUUGAAUUGUACAAUUUUUAGUUAACUGCUUCAGAAAUUAUUGUUACCAAUAAUAAAUCAGAUAAAAAUUUUGCUGAUUCAAUUGAUUUUUUGUCAGAUGUAUUGUGAAUUGCUGCAUGUAUUUGAUACAUUAAAUCCCAACACCAAAGAACAUUUGAUUUUUCAUGUUUCAAUUCAGAUUGUAUGUUUUUCAGACAUUCAAGAAAACAUUUAUGUACACUAAAAAAAAAAUAAUAGAAUAUUAAUAGAGAUAUAAUUUAUAGUAUAAGAUUAAAAAUUUAUACAUUUUAAAUAAAUUAAAAUUUACCCUGGUAGUAGUACUGCAGCUCGUACCAUGUUAUUCAUCCAACUUAAUGGUAUUUUAUUGUCACAUUUUAAUACCAAUCCAGCAGGCACAAUUGAUUUUUUGAAUUAUCAUUUAUUAUAUCAUCCCAUAAUAAUUUUUGUUUGUAAAUAAUUUUAAUGGCUUUCUAUCUGGUAAAAUUAUCCGGUUUAAACUUAAAUAUAAUUCAAAUUUCAAUGGCAAAAUACUUUCGUGGUUCACCAGUUGUAAUGAGUGCUUCCAAUGUAUGAAUGACAAUGGGUACAUUUUCUUGACAACCAUUUCUGGUAUCAUAAAUAAUUAUAAUAUAAUCAUUAUAUACAAUAAUUAUAAUAUAAUAACUCAUCUGUAUUAUCAACUUGUUUUGUAUUUAGUAAUUUAUAAAAUAUUUGUAAUAAUACA
Messenger RNA from Aphidius gifuensis, 2042 nucleotides. Its product is annotated as protein C1orf43 homolog. Lineage: Eukaryota; Metazoa; Arthropoda; Insecta; Hymenoptera; Braconidae. The transcript has 3 exons. The record is from RefSeq and is a predicted model, not a curated record. The coding region runs from base 95 to 829 and encodes 244 amino acids.